AUGCCUUGUGGAUAUAUUGAAAGUGAUUGUGCUCACGAAGCUUCAAAAUAUCUAUAACUCUAUUUUCCUGUGCUCAAUGCAAAAGAUGGCACCCACUAAAGAGUUGUAAAUGGUUUACUUAGAUGUGGAUGUGGAUUAGUGUUAAGGGCGAAAGAGCUAUUUAAUUGGGCAAAAUAGCAAGGUAAAAUUGUUAAUGCACUAGGAAGUGGUCUCUACCUCGUUUAUGAAGAAAAUACCGAAAAUGGUCAAGGUCAUGUUUAUGUAAUUCAUAAUCAUCAAAAAUAUGGAAACGGCAAUUAUAACUGGGAUAAAUCAAAAUAUAGAGUUUAUAUUUAGCUAAAAUGA
Molecule: messenger RNA, 345 nt
Organism: Tetrahymena thermophila SB210
Lineage: Eukaryota; Ciliophora; Oligohymenophorea; Hymenostomatida; Tetrahymenidae
Exons: 1
Source: RefSeq, a predicted model, not a curated record